AUGGCUUCUGGAGGAUUCUCUGUAUACGGUGAGUGAAAUACCCAAAUCAACGGCUUUUUGUGCAAAUUACGCUCACAUUUCCUCCGAAAUUCACCGAAAAUUGCAUCAAAAUUCAAAUUCUGCAAUCCUAAAAUCCUAAAAAUUUUGCAACAUGAAUUUUAACCCAUUUCAAACAUGUCCCUUCAAAACCAGCUUGUCUUCUUAGUGUCUUCCAUCGGCCUUCGUUCUCUAUGGUUCAUUCGUGUUCCUUGAAAACAAAUCCCGAUAUUUCAGGUAGUUCCACACGUAUAGUAACCGUCGUAGUAAACUGAGAGCGGGAUAUCGGGAACACGAGACGUACAGUGUCUAAAAUGCGGAUCGACACCCUCGGAGACGGAUGUUCUACGUUCAACCUGCGCUGAGCCACGCACAUUACUGACGAAAGUACGGGUGAUGAGACUUUUGAACUCGGUCUCCGUAGUUUAGGCUAGGCUAGGGUGCAUUUGCUAUGUGAGCGUGCAUUGUAAGUGUCCUCUAACUUUAUGCAUUCCCCACAUUCCCGAAUAAUCAUUGUUUUUCAGUCGGAAACGUCCCAUACCAGGGAACCGAGCAGGAGAUCGGACAGUACUUCAGCGCUGUCGGACAGGUCAACACCGUCAGAAUCGUCUAUGAUCGUGAGAGCGGGCGCCCGAGAGGAUUCGCUUUCGUCGAGUUCGCCGAGGAGUCUGGAGCUCAGAGAGCCGUCGACGAGCUGAACGGACAGUCCUUCAACGGCAGAAACCUUCGCGUCAACUACGCCAACAAGUAA
This is a messenger RNA of Caenorhabditis sp. 36 PRJEB53466, 787 nucleotides long. The record is from the annotation of a GenBank genome assembly. Lineage: Eukaryota; Metazoa; Nematoda; Chromadorea; Rhabditida; Rhabditidae.